Cutaneotrichosporon oleaginosum is the source of this 2140-nucleotide messenger RNA. Lineage: Eukaryota; Fungi; Basidiomycota; Tremellomycetes; Trichosporonales; Trichosporonaceae. The record is from RefSeq and is a predicted model, not a curated record.
AUGACGAUCGCCAAGUCACUCUGCGCAACAGCUGCGGAGCUCGAGCAAAAGGUUGUCGACUUUCCUUUACCCCCUGGCUUCUUUGAUGUUCAGGAGCGGCGGGAUGCCUUACUAGCGUAUUAUCUUUCGCGGUGCGAUGUGGCCUUGGCGGAGGACAAUGAGACACUGGGCUUCAACAUGUUGGAGAAGGCUGCCGAUCUGGUGAUGGAGGAAGACAUGGCCUCGGAGCUUGUUCAGCGGGUGGCUUACAAGUGUUGGGAAUGCGGAAACACCCUGCGUGAGGCAGGGGCCGCAGAUGCAUCUCACUGGCUCUACAAGGGUCUCAAUCUUGUCACAAAGACUGAAACCAGCUGUGAGACGCCAGGGUUAUUACACCUACAGACUAAUGUUGCAGAGAUGGCGGCAGUGGGGCUGGGUCUCAUACAAAGGACGGAGGCCAUUGCGAGUCAGACGGUGAGCCGCCGCCAGAACUUUAACGUCUAUCUAACCUCACAGAUUAUCUGGAGUCUCGGCGAGACGCUGUACAAGAAGGGGGUUUUCAAGCAGGCGGCGCAGUGGUUUGUCCUAGGCGCGCACCCCGCUCUCAUGCCGGGCGGAAUCGAGAAUUCUGGCAAAUGCCGUCGCAAAGCUGCUUUAGCAUACAUCAACGGAGGUGACACGGAACGUGCCAAGGAGCAGCUUCAACAUUGCCCUGCGGCAGAGGCUUCGACCCACUACCUCAGCUUCCUCGCUGCAAUCAACUCCGGGCGAGAGGUCGUGGCCACUGCAGCCAUCGAGCAGAUUCUCAAUUGUCCCGAUCUGGUUUGCAAGCACCUGCUGCUAAUGGGCCAAGCAGCACAGGAGAAGGGUAUGCGUACAGCCCUCGCGCUGGCCCUCGAUGCACUCCUGAGCAUCAUGAUCCGGGGAGGAGAUGAGGGGGUCACGUCGCUUCAUGCUUUGACCUUAACCCGCUGCCUUAUGGAAAUGACCUUGACACAGAUCCGCAACAGCAACAAUCUCGAACGCAACUCUCUCCUUGGGGCAUUCUUCCGUGAUCUAGAGAUUGGCCACAGCGUGAUCGACGAGCUCUGCCGAGAAGGAAAAGCGGCCGAGCAUAUCAAGGACAUCGCUUGGGUUUACAAGACGGCUUUCAAUGCAGGCGUCGAGGGCGCCUUGAACUGGGACCCUAGCCUCGUUGCCGAUAUUUUUGACAUCACGGCCCAGAUCAUGGACCUCGUGCAAAUGACUGCCAAGAUGGACACGGAUCCGAAUUUGAGCGUUCAGCGGGCGACUGCUAUGUUUGCGUGCUUCUCAGGCAAGAUGGAGGUGUAUCGGGGAAUGGGCGAGUGCGAACAGAAGCUGGAUUUACUUCGCGACCUUGUGAACUACGGAACGUUGGUUCGCCCUGUCAUCGCUGCGGCCGCGACAAACAACGAUAGUGAAGCGAGGACUGAACGAAUGCAAUCUGCACUCUCAGUUCUGGAGGCAGAGCUUCUGUGCGAUCAGGGCAACUGGGAGGGGCUUGAAGAGACGGUACAGCACGCAACCAAAGGCGAUGGCGGGGGAGAGGGAUGUUUCUCUUCUCUAGAGGCGCUGGUAACGGUGUUGGCCAAGUACCCCCGGUGCCCGACCAGUUUUUCGAUCAAAAUCCUUGAGUGUUUAUUGGAGACGCUGUCUCAGCACGAUACUGACGGAACUCAACUCGCUCAUUGGAUGCACCACGUAAUCGCUGGGCUGUUGCACUACGACAGGACAGAAGAGGACGAACAGGCGUACCGGCUCCUGGAGCGAUUCAUUGAGAUGAUGAGCAGGAACAUGGGUCUUGCCGUACCCCAGGACGAGUGUGGGUGGUUCGCGAGCGUUGCGUACAACAAGGGGAUGAGCAAAUACAAUAGCGGUGACAAGGAGGCCGCUUGUCGUUGGUGCGAUCUGGCGCUGGAGAUCGCAAGUCGCAUUGACGGUGCUGGUAGUAUCUACAACGACGUGAGUGAAUAUCUUGAGAUAUUGCCGACUAACUCAGAUGCUCCGCCGCCGCUUCAAGGUAAUGCAGCAGCAUGACGUGGGUGAACAGACCUAGCGGUACAGGAUGCAUAAGAACGAUACAUGGGCAUGCAGUUGAUGGUAAUGCUGAGUUAUGCAGACGAGUCCGACUCCUUCAACG